Messenger RNA from Acanthopagrus latus (yellowfin seabream), 1984 nucleotides. RefSeq names its product diablo, IAP-binding mitochondrial protein a (gene diabloa). NCBI's taxonomy places the organism in Eukaryota, Metazoa, Chordata, Actinopteri, Spariformes, Sparidae. Gene Ontology annotation, cellular component: mitochondrion. The record is from RefSeq and is a predicted model, not a curated record. The coding region runs from base 203 to 910 and encodes 235 amino acids. The transcript has 6 exons. Gene Ontology annotation, biological process: neuron apoptotic process; intrinsic apoptotic signaling pathway in response to oxidative stress.
CGCUUCAUAACAUCGGUGGCAGAGACAACCGGAAGUUGUCAGAAAAGACGUUUAACUUGUUUUUCAUUCCAUAAAUUAAGCGUUGUCGUUUUAUUUUCUGCACGUAUGUCUGUCUACGUACUGAAUCAUGCAGAAGUGACUCGCUAAAGAGAGUUUUGUGAAAAGCGGUGUUGAAUAUAUCUUCAAAUUAGGUUGACGUUUGAUGUCAGUCUGCUUUUGUCGCCACUUUAUUUCUACGACUUCUGCUCGUGUCCUGUUAAGCAGCAGAAAACCUGCAUUCUAUAAACCUGGGAAAUGGAGGAAUCUUCUGUACACAGGUGUGGCAUCUUUUGCAGUUGGCGGCGGGCUGUGUGCCAUACCCUUCAGACAGGUUGAAAACCUCUCUCACGACUCUCUGAUCAAACGAGCAGCUUCUCUGGUGACAGACAGCUCAAGCACCUUUCUCUCUCAGGCCACCUUGGCUCUUGUAGAUGCCAUCACAGAGUACUCAAAAGCUGUGCACACACUAAUCAGUCUCCAAAAACGAUAUUUGGACUCUCUGGGAAGACUGAGUCCAGCAGAAGAGGACACAAUCUGGCAGGUGAUCAUUGGCCAGCGUGCACAGGUUAAUGACAGACAAGAUGAAUGCAAGCGUUUUGAGUCCACCUGGAUCAAUGCUGUCAAGCUGUGUGAAACAGCAGCAGAGGCAGCAUACACGUCAGGAGCUGAACAUGCGUCGGUCACAAUGAGGACGAACAUUCAGGUGGCCCUGUCGCAGGUGGAGGAGGUGCAGAAACUGUCAACGGAUGCAGAGAAGAAGCUGGCAGAGACAAAAGUGAUGGAGGUUGAAAGGAUGGCACAGUACACCGCCUCCUUACAGAAUACUAGCGAUGACGAAGAGGUGCCUGAGGCUUAUCUAAGAGAAGACUAAAACAAAAGAAACCAUAAAAAAAAGGUUCAUUUGUGUUCAAUGCAAACAAUAAUUGUAUAUCAACUCUACAUAGUCUUCUUUCUUUUUGGGUCUCCAUCAUGUUUGACUCUGAUUUGUCGUGUCGCAGUCAAUUUAUGUCCUUUCAUCCGCAGUUAAACUGCAAUGCAGAAAAAGUGAAUCACACAAAAUAAGGACCACUUUUAAGACUACUUUUUGAAUUUCUCUCCACUGUUUAUUGUGUUGUCACUUGAUCAGCAUCAGAUUUUUGCUUUAUACUUUGAUAGAAUUCAUUUUAAUAAAGACAAAGCACAGUACAAAAAAACAUACAACUGAUUGUUUUUGGUCUUUGUUAAGUCAGAUAAUGAAGCAUAACACUUCAUUUCCUGUUUACUAGAUGAUAUUUGUGUUGACUGAGCGACUAGUCUUGUCUUGCUGUGGUUGUUUUUUGAUCCAAUGGACUGAAAAACACUUAACCAGUGCUAAAAAUGGAGAGAAAACAAUGUGUCCACCUCAUACUGCUGCCAAAGGAUGAGAGUUGUUUGAUUCUGAUUCUGAUUUAAUUGCUGGUGUGAACGUAUGUUUCACACGAGAAGUGUCUCUGCCAACGAUGUGAACACAGUGUCCCCUGCGGUCAUCUUGGGAGAUAUUCUGUUUGCUGAAGUCGCCAGAAGCCACUUUGUAAACACCAUAAAACCCAGAGACACCACACGAUUGGCUGACCAACACUGUUUUUGGUGGAGCUGCAGUUUUUACAUGUUGUAAUGUGUGAUCAUCUCAUCCACACAAAUUUAAAUCCACAAAUGAACUCAUUUCUUGCUGAUUCCAACUACUUGUGUUCCCAUGAGAACACUGUUUAAGGCAGUGUUGCUUUACUCGUUAUUUGUGUCUCUCUUUAUCACUCAGCAAUUCUACCUUCGCUGCAAAUUACCCAUGUCCUGACUCUCUGUCAAGAAGCUUUUAGGUGUUUUCUCAAAGCCUUCUCUGCCUGUCAUCACUUCAUCUUCAGUGUCACCUCUUAGCACACAGUCUGCCUCUGAUUUACUUAAAAUAAAUGAAUAAACUGGUUGAAAUAUG